CACGACGUAGUCCACACCACGCGCCACGCCACGCGACGCCACCGUCCGCGCGCUAGCUCUUCGUCAAGUCCGUCCGCCCGUCGUCCACGCUCACGACUCCGCGCCACAUGCCGGCCGUCAGCCGGUUCAACGCCCCCGCCGGCCCGGUGCCCAGCUUAUAGCCUCGCCCACGCCAUCCCACCACUCGUGCCCGCCGACCCCCGACCGAUCCAGCCGAUCCGGCCAUCCUCCCCAGCCUCUCCAGCUCAACCAAGCCCCGCUUGCCGACAUGGGGUGCGGCUUCUCUUCGGGGGCGUCGGGCGGCGGUGGCGGGCUGCGGCCGUUCGCGGGGGUGCGGGUGAUCCACACCAACGGCUACGUGGAGGACUUCCCCGCCGGCGAGGACGGGGCGCCCGUCACCGUCGCGCGCGCCACCGCCUCCUCCCCCUCAUCGUGCCGGUACGUGCUCUGCUCGUCGGCGCACCUGCUGCAGCCGGGCCGCGCGCUGUUCCGGCCGGAGGACGCGCUGCAGCCGGGCACCGUCUACUUCCUGCUCCCGCACUCCAUCUUCCAGGCCGAGUCCUCCGCCGUGGACCUCGCCUGCCUCAUGAACCGCCUCACCGCGCUCGCGCGCAAGGGCGGCGGCCCGGCGCCCAGCGCCGUCGACUCGCUCUUCUCCGGCGACGCCCAGCACCGCCGCGGCAGCCCCGAAGCCGAGGGCCAGACCGCGAAGCCGCCCCGCCCCGCCCCCAAGAGCUGCGCCGCCGCCGCAUCGACGGGGCCGUGGCGGCCGCGGCUCGACCGGAUCGACGAGUCCAUGGGCCGCUCCUCCAUGCGGAGCGCGUCCACCCUGAGCAACCGCAGCAGCCAGGACUAGCUAGGAUCUUCUUCUGCUCGUUGUCGUCCCCGUUGCUGCCGUUUCGUUUUUGUUGCUUGCUUGCAGUGAUUUGUAGUUUUGUACCGCCAUGAAAGAACUAGAUUUUUCUCUUUCUGUUAGUGCCAUCAAGAGGAAUAUAGCUCUGCUUGUCCUCCAUUUUCCCUGCUUGUUCAUAAUCAAUCUGUACAUUUUGCAGUGAUUUGUACUAGUAUCAGAAACCAGAUUUCCUACUAUUCUCUUGUC
Molecule: messenger RNA, 1099 nt
Organism: Triticum dicoccoides
Lineage: Eukaryota; Viridiplantae; Streptophyta; Magnoliopsida; Poales; Poaceae
Exons: 1
Coding region: 269-856 (195 amino acids)
Source: RefSeq, a predicted model, not a curated record